This is a messenger RNA of Anopheles darlingi, 2828 nucleotides long. RefSeq names its product nucleolar complex protein 2 homolog (gene Noc2). Gene Ontology annotation, biological process: negative regulation of transcription by RNA polymerase II; ribosomal large subunit biogenesis. The record is from RefSeq and is a predicted model, not a curated record. Gene Ontology annotation, molecular function: histone binding; transcription corepressor activity. The transcript has a single exon. The coding region runs from base 98 to 2758 and encodes 886 amino acids. Lineage: Eukaryota; Metazoa; Arthropoda; Insecta; Diptera; Culicidae. Gene Ontology annotation, cellular component: nucleoplasm; Noc2p-Noc3p complex; Noc1p-Noc2p complex.
AAUUUCUUCGUGAUUUUUAGCGUGGUUUCUGUUUGAACCCCGUACCAUUUUAUAAGUUUCUCGUAGCUGUACCGCGUGCACACAAAAUCCACACAAAAUGAAGGUCAAACAGUCGAAGAAGAAGGAAGAUUUCCAGAACAUGUCGCUCGACAACUUCCUCGAAAAUAUGGAUGCCGAUGUGGCGGACGAGGAACCGGAUCCGAAGCCGAAACUCAAAAGUAAAGGGAAAUUAAACGGUAUUGAUAAGGCCAAGAAAAAGGUGAAGGCAGGUGGUGAGGUGCCUGCGACCAACGGGGUGAAGAAGGCAGCGAAACCAAAAGCGGACUUGAAGGAACAGAAAUCGAAAUCACUCCAAAAUGAGGGCAAAACCAAAACAAAUGGAAUCGGAGGCCAGAAAUCGAAGCCGGAAAAGGGAAAACCUAAACCCGAGAAGCCCGCGAAGACGAAAAAACUCAAGCGAAAGGCAUCGGAGAUAUCGGAAACUGAGAAAGAUGCAAUGGCCGAUAUCGAGCAGGAACACAAAGAUGCCCUGGCCAAGCUGGAGAAAACCGAUCCUGAGCUGUACGCAUUUCUGAAGAGAAACGAUGAAAAACUGCUAAAGUUCGGGAAAAUGGGCGCAGACGGUGUCACAGAGUUUAGCGAUUCGGAUGAGGAUGACGACGACGAUCUUGGAGACGAGGACGAUAGCGACGAAGAGGGAAAGGUACACAAGCCACCCAGCAAACUGGAAGAGGCCAGUGAUGAAAGUGACUUUGAACCCGAUGAAGAAGGUGGCGAUGAUGAGGAAGAUGGUAGCGACGAUGACGAUGGCGCCGAUGAUGAUGAAGAUGAAGAGGGUGGUCGAAAGCGGCGCAAGAAGAACGACGACGAGGAGUUGACACCGGGCAAGAAGUUAAACUUUAAGAUGUUGAAAAGCUGGACCACCGAGUUGACCGAGUUCCCGGUGACGCAAGUAGCGGCAAUCAGAAACAUCUGCAAAGCCUUCAACUCUGCGAUCUACACGGUGACCGGAGAUAAGAGCUCGAUACCACCGUACCGUGUCGAAGGUUCCGGUAUGUUUAACGGCAUUGUCCAGACGUGCGUUCUGUAUCUGGGGCCUGCCGUCAAGAGCUAUCUGCGGUUAAACGAUAACCGGCAGUUUAAGGAUAUGAAGCGCGACAAACGGUUCACGAAGGUGCGCGGCUGUUUGAAGACGUAUCUCGUCGAUUUGACCAACUUGCUGGAAAACGUGUCCUCAUCGCACAUCAUGACGGUUCUGCUGAAGCAUCUGCAUCAGUUCUCAUCGAUUCUCGUUUGUUACCAGCACAUCACGAAACCAAUCCUGAAGCGUCUCAUUGGCCUCUGGGGUACGGCAGAGGAGGAAACGGUGCGAGUACUGGCCUUUCUGUGCAUUCUCAAGAUCACGCACGCCCAGCAAACACGCUACUUGAGCAAUGUGUUGAAAUCCAUGUACCUCGUGUACGUAAAGAACAGCAAAUUCGUCUCACCGAACACGCUGCCCAACAUAAACUUUAUGCGCCGUUCGCUGACGGAGAUGUUCCUGUUGAACUUUAACCUCUCGUAUCAGCACAUGUUCCUGUACAUCCGGCAGCUGGCCAUUCAUCUGCGUAAUGCCGUGAUCCUGCAGAAAAAGGACAGCUACCAGUACAUCUACAACUGGCAGUACGUUAAUUCGCUCAAGCUUUGGGGUGACGUUCUCGGGGCAGCACAUUCCCAUGGGGGAGCUCUCGAGCAGCUGAUCUAUCCCUUCGUAUCGAUCACUAUCGGUGUGAUCAAACUGAUUCCGUCGGCACAAUACUUCCCGCUACGGUUCCACUGUUGUCGCAUCCUGACGCAACUGAACGCCAAGACACGCAUCUUCAUUCCGGUGCUGCCCUUCCUGGUGGAGGUACUGAAGUCGAACAGUUUCAACGAAAGCCACAAAAAGCUGUCCAUGCGUCCUGUCAACCUGACCUGUCUGCUGCGCUUCUCGCCUGCCAACAUUCAGGAGAACGCUUACAAGGACGCCGUUCUCGAUCAAAUCUACGAGCUGGUGCUGGAGUUUGCGGCCAACGAGUCCGCCUCGGUAGCUUACCCGGAGAUUGUGCUACCCAGCGUACUCCUGCUACGUCAGUUCGCCAAAACGACCAAGCAAUACAAGUACGCGCGCAAGAUCAAGCAGUUGAGCGACAAACUCAUGGAGAAUUACGAGUUUAUGGAGCAGCGGCGUAAGAAGAUGUCCAUACAGCUCAAGGACAUCGAACGGAUCCGCGCCUGGGAGGAGAUGGUGCGCGUUGAGGGUACUCCGUUGGCGAAGUUCCACGCAUCGGUGGCGAAGGUGGCGGAAUCGGAGAAACGUCGACAGGCGACGGACUCGGAGAGGAUCAGCGACUACAAGCUACCAACGGUGAAGAAGGUGGAACGGAAACAGGUGAAGCGGGACGGUCCAGUCACGCUGUUCCCAUCCGACGACGAGGAUGAUGAUGAUGAUGAGCUAGGCUUCGGAAAGGCGAAGAAUGGCACCGAAAGUGAGGAGGACGACGAUGACUUGUCUGAGAUGGAGGGUAGCGAGGAUGAUGAGGAGCAGGAUGAAGAUGACGAAGAGGACUCUGCUGAAGAAGAAGAAGUGGUUAGCAAGAAAAACAUUUCACAAAAGAAACAGAGCAAAUCCGGGAAGAAGAAGGGUGGCACAGGGGAGGAAUAUCCAUUGGAAAAUGGAAAAGAUACGGAGGAGGUCGACAUCGUGAAGGAUUUGAACUUGGAAGAAUGGGAAGAUUAGGUCACGAUCCCGAUCGUGGUGUAUGUAAUAUUAGAUGAAAUGAAUAAAGCUAUCAAACUAUGUUCAAACA